AUGAGUGAGCCAGAAAAGCAACCAAAUUUUAAUACAACCAAUUCUCAAUCAAAUUCAAGCUUAUCCCCAAAUACCAAAUCAGGAGAAAUUGACGAUGCAGAUUUGGCAGAUAUCAAACAAGGUAUAUCAGAUAUAAACGAUGAUCCAAACAUAAAAAUUCCUGAAUCAUUUCCAACACCAAGACCAAGUACUCCAGAUAAAAUAUAUACUAUAUCUCAAGACACUGAUGUUAUGGAUGUACCUGAAAUUGACAAAUUUAAUUCAUCAUUGGAAAAAACAAUUGAAGAAAAUCAAAAGUUGGAAAAACAAGAAGAGAAGGAGAAUAAUAAUUCAUCACAAUCAAAUAAUCAACAACAGUUGAAUCAAACAGAUAAUAAAUCGGUAAACACUGAUGAUGUUCAAAGAACCCAAAAUGCAGAACCACAAGCAGGCAAUGAAAUGAAUGAGAAUAAUAAAGCUGGAAAUACUGGUAAACCAAAUAAUGAAGAUGAAAAUUUGGAAUAUGAUGAGGAAGAAGAAGAUGAAAACGAAAAUAAAGCUGCGGAACAAAAAGACGAUUAUUUUGGACCACUUGAUGAAAAUGGUGGUGAAGAUAUUCAAGAUAGAGAAAACAAAGGUCACCACGCUGGUAAGUCAGAUGAUAAUAUUGAUGAUGAUCAUCAUAAUGAUAGAUUAGUUGGUGUAGCUCAAGGUGGUACUAUUCCACAAGCAAAUAGAACAUCUCAAAUGAAUCAGAUAUACGAUGACCAACAGAAUGAACUCAAAGAAGCGGAAAAUGCUAAGAAUAAUAAAUCGUUAAGCCAAGAUCGAUCAGGUGAUAAUGAGGAGGAACUAAAAAACAAUUCAGUUCCAUUGAAUAAAGAUUCAUUAACAAAACUAGAAAAGGCAAGUGCACAAGUAGCAAAAGGAGAAGACGAUGUUAAUUAUUCAAGUGAAGGUGCAUUAAACACUAAAGAUGUUGAACAGGAUUAUUAUGAAGAUUUUUUAGAUAGACAAGAAGAAAUUGAUAAAGGAAAUUUAAAAGAAGAUGAAGGUGAUGAGGAUAGACCAGAUGAAGUAGGACCAAUGAAAGCUGUUGGUGCAUUAAUUGAUGGUGAAGAACCAGAUGGACCUGCUCAUAAACGUAAUUCAACAGAAAAGAAGAAUUCUAAUCAACAAAUAAAAGAUAAUCUUGAUCAGGAUCAUGCAGAUGGUAAAAAAGUUAAUAAUAAUAAUGAAGUUGAGUUAAAUUCUAACGGACAGGAACAGUCUGAACCACAAGCUGUUGACGGUGAAGACAACAACAAGUCAACAAAUGAGGUUGGAAACUCAAAUACAGAAGACCAACAUGAUGAAAAUGAAACUGAAAAUCAAAAAGAUCAAGAUCAAGAUGAAGUCGACAAUAUUAUAGAAAUUGAUAUGCCUAAUGGAGAUGAAGAAAAGAUCGAAUUAGAUGAAAAAGAAGAAAAUCCAGAAGAAGAUAAUCAAUAUAAGAAUCUAAAAUCUAAUCCUAAUGAACAAUUUGAUGAAGACGUGGAUGAUAUUAAUACUUUAGUAGGAGAACCGGAAAAUGAAGAUGAAAAACAACAAGAACAUCAAGCAGACUCGAAAUCAAAUGGCAAGUCAACACAAAUUCCAAAAAAUAUACCACGUUCAAUUAAUAAAUUACCAAUAUAUGUAACAUAUUCAGAUUCAAAGUAUUUAUUAUUUCCAAUAGAAUCAUCAACUACAAAAGAUGUAAAAACAUUAAUACCAAAAUAUGACGAAUCAAUACAAUCAAUUUCAAUAGAAGAUUUAUUUGGAAUAUUAAGAUCAUCAUCAAAUAAUAACAAAUCAUUUAAAUUUGAUAUAGAUCAAGAAAUAAUUUUAAAUAUUCCACAAUUUAGUAAUUUAACAAUAACUGAAGAUAAUGUAUAUUGUAAAGAUUUAACUAUUGCAGAUUUUUUUGAUUUAUAUUUAAAAUUAUGUGAUUGUACAAAUUCUAAAUAUAAGGAUUCAAUACCUACUUUUUUGGAAUUUAAACUAAGUGAUCAACAGCGAUUUAUUACAAAUUAUAAUAAUUUGGUUGAACAAAAUGAUGGAUUUGAACAAUUGGAACCACCUACUAAAAAAAGAAGAGUUGAAUAA
Lodderomyces jiufengensis is the source of this 2106-nucleotide messenger RNA. Its product is annotated as RMR1 family protein. The record is from RefSeq and is a predicted model, not a curated record. NCBI's taxonomy places the organism in Eukaryota, Fungi, Ascomycota, Pichiomycetes, Serinales, Debaryomycetaceae. The coding region runs from base 1 to 2106 and encodes 701 amino acids. The transcript has a single exon.